CGUUGGCUAGCAUGCUACGUGUAGGAGGGGAACAUCAGUUUCGCUGUCAGUUAACGUUAGGCGGAAGCCGGGGUUGAUGCACAACACUUUCACUUCUUCCUGUGGUUAGUGCCGAAUCCGCCGAAAAACCUGGCCCUAAACUCCUGAUGUGAGUGAUGCCUCUUCCGGCCCCAAGCUGCCUUCUUCCCCGCCACAUAUGAUGUCUUCUGCACCCACAGUGGCACUCUUUUGGGUUGUAAGACCUCUCCUCCAGGCGCUGUUCGAGAAUGCUGUAGAUCAUCAUCACUUUUCCAGGUUCCAAGCGAGCCUGUGCUGGCCGAGUUUCGACCCGUGUAUUUCGGAGUUCAGACUGGCAACUGAACUGCAGUAUAAGUACCUAUCCUCCAUUCCAACCCUCGGAAACUGUGUUGAAGCCAGGCAAACAAACCUGAGUUCUCCGAAGCCUCGCGUGCACCUAAGCCGAGACAGUCGUGAAGUGGCUGAUGACGUAGGAAGCGACCUGAAGUCCCUCGAGUCCCCGUUGGUCACCGCCACGAGCGGCAAUCGCGGCAGAGAUGCUGUAUGUACUUGUACUGUACGUUUGUGGCGAUACCACUCCGUCCAUAUCUGGGGCGAAUCACACAAGUGGAUGAUUACCAGACUGCCUCGAGACUGCUUAUGAACAAGCCUGCAGCGAUGCCACUCGAGCUUCUGUCCUGUACAAUGCCCGAUGUGAACAUUCUAUC
Messenger RNA from Canariomyces notabilis, 725 nucleotides. RefSeq lists its product as uncharacterized. The record is from RefSeq and is a predicted model, not a curated record. The transcript has a single exon. Lineage: Eukaryota; Fungi; Ascomycota; Sordariomycetes; Sordariales; Chaetomiaceae. The coding region runs from base 197 to 661 and encodes 154 amino acids.